This is a messenger RNA of Bursaphelenchus okinawaensis, 3373 nucleotides long. The record is from the annotation of a GenBank genome assembly. Lineage: Eukaryota; Metazoa; Nematoda; Chromadorea; Rhabditida; Aphelenchoididae.
AUGGCAAACCUUCAAAAACGUCCGGUUAUUCGAACAUACGAUGUUAAAUGGUAAGUUACUAUUUUUGAUUAUAAGUUAGUGUUUUUGCACGUCGAAGUAUAUACUGUUUAUGCUGUUUUGUACUAAAAACUAUGGUAAUAUACAACUGUUUUUAAUGUACUACUAAUUUUUGUUAACUUCAGCACCUAAACCUUAUAGUAAGUGGUUUAGGUACUGAAUGUUAUGUUGAAAUAAAUUUCUUUAUGUAAAAUACGGCAUGUCUUAUUAAUUUUCAGGAACCUUGUAGAAAUGCCAUUUUUUAGGCAGCCGAUGGACAAAAAGCCAAAAAUAGAAGACUUAAAAAGGUUUUGCGGCAAAGAACAUCGAGCAAAGGAACGAAAAACAGGUAGGAACUUUGAAAAAUUAAAGGUUUUGUAAAAUACGAAUUCUCAUAAUUGUACCUAAAAUCGGUUUAUAAAUAUUAAAUAGUACUAAAAGCCCAAAAAAGGUACUGUUAUGUUAAAACUUACCAAUUCAAACUUUAUUACAAUUUAGUACCAUAAUACAACUAAAUUAACUAAAAAAUAAAAAAAAACCGUUAAAAAAUCCGCAAAUGUCCAAAAACCGAAGAUCCGCAAGUGUCUAAAAACCGCAGAUCCGCAAAUGUCCAAAAACCGCAUUUGUCCUAGCGCCGUAAAAUCUUAUAUUUAUCGACCACACAUACCCAAAAAAUAAUGAAAUAAACUCCCAUUUUCAGCCACUAGAUCAGUGUACCUAACCUACUUCGAAGCCAAUAUAUGCAAAUUAUGUGGAAAUGAAGUCAAGUCCCUAACAGCUUCAAUGGCACAGCGUCAUCUACGUCGGAACCACUCUGAUAUUCUUAACAACAUUGAUGUCCACAACUCGAAUGAAGAAGAGAAAAUCGACCAGUCAAAUGUGAAGAAUCUCCUUGAUCUGAUCAGUAGUUCUGGAAUCAAAGUUGAAGAUUCUGAAGCCACUUUUGAUGAGUUUAAUGGUCAAAAUGUAGGUUUGGAUCAUGAGUUAUUGAAGACGGAUUCAGAAGGUUUUAAUAUGGAUUCAGAAUCAUUAAAUAUGGGUUCAGAAGGCGUUAAAGUCUAUUCAGAAGGCUUAAAAGUGGAUUCAGAAGAAUUGGCGGUAGAUUCCAGUGAAGCAAACGAUGUUACGGCGAAUCCUGGAGACUUAGAAAGUUUUGCCGAUGAAAAACCGCUUCAAAAGACAUCAGAAUCCAGAAAAUCUUAUUCCAAACGGCAAAGACUUGCGUCAACUCAAAGCGACCGGUCGAAAAGUGUGGAUUUGAUCGAGAUGUUCACCAAGAAGUCGAAAGGACCAUAUAUGACGAGAGAUUGGUCAAAAGUUACGGAGCUACCUGAAGAACGGUCGAAGCUACGUAAUUUGUCAUAUAUCGUUGACAAACUCGACCGGUCGAUAUCAUCGCUUAAACAAGAAAGUUCCAAAAAUCGGUCAAAGAAGCCAUCACGGUCAAAGAACUCAAAAUCGACUGGAGAUCAGUCCAAAAUCAUGAAUUUAUCGGAACUUGCACAGAAACUCGACCGGUCGAUAUUAUCCCUGCCAGAAGGUAAACUAGAGAAGGUGUUAAUGCCUGAAAAGUCAUCGUUAAGGUCGAAAAGUGCAGAGUUACCGGAAAAUGGUUUGAACUUAACUGAUAGUUUGAUAAGACUUCUGGAGAACGACGAAGAUUCGAAUUUGUCAGUGUGUGAGGACUGUCUGACGCCCUCCUCCUCCCACACGAUCUCUCCUCCCGCGACCGCUUGGAACUCGCUUUUCUCUCGGAAAAAUGGACAAAACUCGCUUGGAAUUGGCUCAAACAUGGACGAGAGACAAUGGAAAAUCAAGGUAAAAUACGGUCUCUGUUUUUUAUUUUGAAAUAUUUAGUUUUAUUUUGAAAAAAUGAAGUUUUGAGGGCAAAAAGGGCCAAAAUUCAAGAUAAAUUUGUGUUUUGGCUAAAGUUUUUGAGGAUUUAACACUUUUAGCGUUGUAUUUAUAACUUUAGGAGUUUAAAAGCUAAGUUAAAACCCUAUAUAAGCUUUUUUGUAAUGUCAUUUUAAUUUUAAAGUUCGUUAGAGCUUCAAAAAUGAGGAUUUUAGUGAAAAAAUGGCCUAUACUUUUUACUAAUAUUAGGUAAUAUUAGGAAAAUAGGGGAUUUCAUCAGAAUUUUAAUUGAUUUUAACGCUUCUUAUUCUAGUUUCACACUUUGAGGGUUUUUUAAAAGUAAAUUCAAUUAUGAAUUUAAAUUUUCAAUGUCACAAUUACUCUAAAAAUCGUGUUAUUCUAGACCAACCGAGCCCUAGUAGUAGAAUUAAUGAACAAAUUCUAUGACUUGGGAUGGGUUUUUGGUUCAGGUGGUGCCAUGUGUCUUCGUGAUGGUCCUGAAGAUGACAUUUUUGUUACGCCAUCAGCAGUUCAGAAGGAUCGGCUUUCGGAAGAAGAUAUGGGAGUUGUCAGUCCGUUGGGGGAAGUGCUACUGGCUCCUGAAGCACCAAAUGUCAUAUCAUCGUGCUUUAAGCUGUUCUCUACUAUUUUUGCGACUCAUGGUAAGGAUUACUGUAGAAAGUAUAGAAAUGAGAGAAAAUGAGGAGUUAUGGUAGGGAAGGGUAUUUUAGUAGAUACUUAUCAAUACGGGAUGUACUGUAGUAGGUACUGUAGAUUUACUGUAGUAAAAAAGGGUUUUCUAAUACUUUUUCAUUUUUUGUGUUAUAAUUAGAUCCUUCGAAAAUAACGUAUUUUACUUUUUUACAGAGCAAACCCACAGCCAUAACGUACUGAACUCGGUGAUCCACAGUCAUUCAGUUGAAUCCAAUCUAAUGGCUUCGUUUCCAACCGAAUCUCCGUAUAAGGCCGUCAGAUUUGACACAGAAGAAAUGCUCAAAGGCAUUAUCAACAGAUCGACCGGUCGACCAUACUCGAACACCGAACCGUGUUUAAUACCAGUCAUUGAAAAUGCGCCAAGCGAAGGAGCUCCUGAGGUAUGGGCAGAUUAUUUUUAUUUUUUUGGGGGGGGGGUGUUUAUUAGAGGUAAAAUAUUGGUCUGGGUAGGUUACCUAUAAUAGUGCGUAUAGUAUAAUACUUGGUAAAUCACUUUUGGUAUUAACUGGCUGGUACCCCCUAGCCCGAGUAUUGAAUUUAAAAAUUUUUAAAUUCAAAAAUGUUUCAGUUCUCCGAUCGAAUCCGUGAAGCCAUGACCUUGUACCCAGAGUGCAGUGCCGUUUUGGUUCGAAAUCAUGGCGCAUUUUACUUUGGCCGUGAUUGGAAAGAGACCAAAAUCAUGGCAGAGAUAUUCGAAUACCUUUUCAAAUUAAAUUUGGAGAAAAUCAAGUUUGCACCGAAUUUUAAAAAUGAGAUUUUUGUUUUUUAG